UGAAAUUCAAAAUUUUCUCCCUUUAUAAGAGAAGUGUGCUGAAGAAAAAUUCGCUACUCUGAUUCCCUCCAGUUGCCAGGAAUACGAUCCCUUCCCCUUUUCAUGUCUUCAUUAUUAUCUUAUUCUCCUCACAUCUCUGCUCUCACCCUCAUCCCCCUUCUUUGACUCUCUCUCUCUCUCUCUCUCUCUCUCCUGCCCUCUCCCUCAGAUUCCUCUCCGGUGGAAGACACCAUGAAUUCGCUUUUAGCUUUUCUGUCGCCGCUGCUUCCUUUUCUGGCCUCUCUCGUGUUUCUGGUCAUCUUCCUCGAGCAGAUCUCUUACUUGAAGAAGAAACGCUCUGUUCCUGGUCCUCCUCUCGUUCUCCCUUUUGUCGGCAACGCAAUUCCUCUGGUUAGGAAUCCUGCCCGUUUCUGGGAAAUUCAGGCUUCUUUGGCUAAAUCCUCCGGGCAUGGCUUCUCAGUCAACUACAUCGCCGGGAAUUUCAUCGUCUUCAUUCGCGACACUGAGCUCUCCCACAAGAUUUUCGCCAAUGUGCAUUCCGAUGCUAUGAAUCUCGUAGGUCAUCCCUUCGGGAAGAAGCUAUUCGGCGAGGAUAAUCUGAUUUACAUGUUAGGGCAAAAGCACAAGGAUCUCCGCCGUCGAAUCGCUCCCAAUUUCACGACUAAAGCGCUUUCCACUUACACCGCGCUUCAGCAGAUCAUCAUUCUCAAGCACUUGAAAAUUUGGGAUCAGAAGUCGUCGGAAUCCUCGCCGAAGCCGAUUCCCUUGAGGUUUCUCGCUCGAGAUCUUAAUCUCGAAACCUCUCAGAUGGUGUUCGUCGGGCCGUAUUUAGGCGAGGAGAUUCGCGAGAACUUCAGAACCGAUUACAACCUCUUUAACGUCGGUUUGAUGAAACUCCCGAUCGAUUUGCCCGGAACUGGUUUCAGAAAUGCGAGACUCGCCGUCGACCGGCUGGUGGAGGUCCUCGCCGACUGUGCGAAGCAGAGCAAGGCGAAGAUGAAGAGAGAAGAAGAGCCGUCGUGUUUGAUUGACUUCUGGAUGCAGGACACCGUGAAGGAACUCGAGGAAGCGGCGGCGGCUGGCCUGCCGGAGCCGGUUCACACCAGUAAUUUCGAGCUCGGACUCUACCUCUUCGAUUUCCUCUUCGCCGCUCAAGACGCUUCCACUUCGUCGCUUCUAUGGGCCGUCAGUCUCCUGGAUUCCCAUCCCGAUGUUGUAGCCAAAGUUCGCGACGAAGUCCAAUCCAUCUGGUCGCCGGAAUCGGACUCACUGAUAUCAUCGGAACAGCUUGCGGAAAUGAAGUACACUCAAGCGGUGGCGCGUGAGGUGGUCCGGUACCGCGCUCCGGCAACAGUGGUUCCACACGUGGCGGCGGCUAAUUUCCCGUUGACGGAAUCAUACAUCAUCCCAAAAGGGGCAAUCGUGUUCCCAUCAGCGUACGAGUCGUGUCAGCAGGGUUUUGUGGAACCGGAGCAGUUCGAUCCGGAGCGGUUCUCGGAGGAAAGGCAAGAGGACCGAAUUUUCAAAAGGAACUUUCUGGCCUUCGGGGCUGGGUCCCACCAGUGCGUAGGGCAACGGUACGCGCUGAACCAUCUCGUGCUCUUCAUCGCCAUGUUUUGUACGUUGCUUGAUUUCAAGCGGCACAGAUCCGACGGCUGUGAUGAAAUCGCCUUCAAUCCCACCAUCUGUCCCAAAGACGAUUGCAUGGUCUCCAUCUGUAGGCGUUGCCCUCGAUUUCCCAAUCUCUCGCUUCAAUAAAAUUUCCCUAAAUCUCCAAAUUGCCCUCCUCCACUUCAUCCAAAAAAAAAAAA
This is a messenger RNA of Cucurbita moschata (crookneck pumpkin), 1811 nucleotides long. RefSeq names its product cytochrome P450 710A11-like. The transcript has a single exon. Gene Ontology annotation, biological process: sterol metabolic process. Lineage: Eukaryota; Viridiplantae; Streptophyta; Magnoliopsida; Cucurbitales; Cucurbitaceae. The record is from RefSeq and is a predicted model, not a curated record. Gene Ontology annotation, molecular function: oxidoreductase activity, acting on paired donors, with incorporation or reduction of molecular oxygen; iron ion binding; heme binding. The coding region runs from base 232 to 1758 and encodes 508 amino acids.